Messenger RNA from Misgurnus anguillicaudatus (oriental weatherfish), 1712 nucleotides. RefSeq lists its product as uncharacterized. Gene Ontology annotation, molecular function: electron transfer activity. NCBI's taxonomy places the organism in Eukaryota, Metazoa, Chordata, Actinopteri, Cypriniformes, Cobitidae. The record is from RefSeq and is a predicted model, not a curated record. Gene Ontology annotation, biological process: cell redox homeostasis.
GAGAAAUUUGAUUUUUGCGUUUUUAUAAAUAUUUUGACCCUAUUUUUAUUUCUGUAAACUUGCAGGUGCUUGAUGGCUGUGAACAAAAGCAAUAUGAAGGGCAGGGUUACAGUGUACUCUGUGCUAGGCUGUCCACACUGCACACAGGCAAAAGACACUUUGAGGAAUUUAGGUCUGCCUGUGUGUAAUGUGGAUAUAAACAAGCAUAGAGAUUUACAAACUCAAGUAAAGGGACUUACAGGCCACAGUUCUGUACCGCAGAUUUUCUUCAAUAAUGUGUAUGUUGGAAACAACGAGGACCUCCAGAACCUUGAUCAUGAGCAGCUGGAACACCUUAUGCUAUUGGUACGAGAAGAACCUGUGCCCCCGGACGCUCCACCUGUCCCACAUGAAAACAGCCCUGACCCUGAAGAUGAGCUUGGUAAAGCAUCCGACAUAUCCGAGGCCAUGAGGAAACUGAUCCUGAAACUGUACUCCCAUCACCUCUCUAAAGAUGGCAAGACGGUUGAUUACAAGGCCAUGUGUCAGAGCCCGUACUAUGAGCGGUACUGUGAGCUAGCUGUCCAACUGCAGCGUGUUGAACUGCAGUCCCUGAGUCAUGAAGAAAAACUGGCCUUCUUCAUCAACAUCUAUAAUGCUCUCGUCAUUCACGGAAAUCUGCGCCUCGGCUUUCCUAAAACCUUUUGGCAAAGGUAUCGGUUCUUCAACUAUGUAAGCUACCUCAUUGGUGGAGAAGUGUUCACACUGCAGGAUAUUGAAAACGGAGUGCUUCGAGGGAAUCGAAAGGGCGUGGCACAACUCUUAAAGCCCUUUUCAAAGAACGACCCACGACUGCAGGUGGCGCUUUCUGAUGUUGAGCCUCUUGUUCAUUUUGCACUGAACUGUGGUGCAAAGGGCUGCCCUCCAAUUAAAACUUACACACCACAGAACAUCGAUAAUCAGUUGCAUGUCGCCGCCGAAGCGUUUCUGGAAAAUGAUGACGGCUGCAUUAUCGACGACGUGAGAAGAGAGGUGAAACUCAGCCAGAUCUUUAAGUGGUACAAGGCAGACUUUGGAGCUACUAAAUUGGGUGUUUGAUCAUAUGGAGCCAUCACAGAAGAAGUGGAGUCUAAAAGCCCUACUGACUGCAGGAAAUGUCAAAGUGAGCUAUCUGCCCUAUGACUGGUCUAUAAACAGCACAGACUGAGUUAAACCACAUUGUCACGCACACGAUCCACACAUUGUGGGCAUCGUGUUUUAUUGAACGCAUGCAGCAGACUGUGAAGAGACUGAUAUGACGUAACUAUGCACUUUCUUUCCCUUUUCCUUCCACCUUUUAAAGGGCAACGUGAUAAUGUGACAUAAUAUUUCUAACACAGUUUUCUACCUGUAAUUUUCCCAAUUGUAUUAAAUUGUUUGCACUAAUUAUUAUGCAAAGGCAAUUGUCUGAAAUGUAUCAAUGAUGUCUUUACUGUAUAAAAGUAUAUUAUUUAAUUUUCAUAUUUAUAAAAUCUAUGUAUAUUUAUUUCUUAGAGAGUUUUGAAUGCAGAGUUUAUGAACUUCCAAAAAUUGCACAUUGCUUGAUGAUCUUGAACACAAAAGCAUGUCUUUUAUGUAAGGGUAAGUGUUAGGGUUACGUUGGGUUGUUUUAACCCAUGCUUGGGUAAAUAUUGGACAGAACCAACCGUUGGAUUUUAAAUAAACCUAUGCAGGGGUGUUUCAACCCAAAUGUU